This is a messenger RNA of Trypanosoma theileri, 5049 nucleotides long. RefSeq lists its product as uncharacterized. The coding region runs from base 1 to 5049 and encodes 1682 amino acids. NCBI's taxonomy places the organism in Eukaryota, Euglenozoa, Kinetoplastea, Trypanosomatida, Trypanosomatidae. The transcript has a single exon. The record is from RefSeq and is a predicted model, not a curated record.
AUGUAUGGAAACAGUUUGCUUGGAUCUGUGGCGAGACGUGUGGGGCCAUCGCUGUUAACAUCGCGGCGUGAUGAUCCCGAUGCGUUUCUCCGACACCUGCAACUCAUCAGCACAGACUUCAUCACACAUUGGCCCGCACAGAAAUGCCUCUUCACACCCUACACAAUAUCCACAACAACUACUACUAAUAUUACUAAUAUUACUACAAUGAAUGAAGAGAAGGGAAUGACACAUUCACACACUGCAGAGAUGAUGAAUGAUGAAAUGUCUACACUUCACACAGCUCUUUGUUUUGCGGUGGGGGAAAAUGAUUCCAAUAAUCAAGCGCAUGUUUUUGAGAUGAGUAUCCUUUUGGCAUUACUACGUCGUCCUCGGGCAGAUUAUGCUGAAACGAUUUUCUGGGAUAUUCUUAUGGAUAAAUUAAAAGAACUUGAUUUUUAUGAACUUCUGCAGCAACACAUAUUAAAAGUUUGGAAAAUGAUUAAAGAACAACAGUGUGGGCCAGAGGUAUUUAGAGGAAUGCGUAUACUUCAGCUUUCAUGUGAUAUUCUUCUUCUUUUUAGUCAACAUGCCAUGAAUUAUUCUCCCAAUGCCAAUAUACUUCGUGAAUUUAUUAUAAUAGCACAGGAGAUGUGGGUAGAUGAUUCCUUAUUGACAUUAAAGCGAUGUGCUAUUGUGAUAUCUGUAUUUUUGUCAAGAUUUCCUUCUUUACUACCAUUGGAUCUACUCUGUACAACUGAGUUAAGUCAAGAUGCCCCAUGUUAUUUGGCUGUUCUUGCUAAGAUUCCUAUACUUCGUCAAGAAAAUGGUGAAAAUCCAGAAACCCUUCGAAUGGCAUUGGAUGUAGUUUUUAAAACGACUGUUUAUUCUAUUCCUCUUAUGGCGUAUUUUUACACAGAUGGAAAUUCUAUUGCAGUGGUUUCUAUUGUACGAGAAUGUUUUGCAUCUAUUUUGUAUGAAAUCUUUUUAACAGCAUCUAGUGAAUUUUGGUCUUAUUUCUCACAAGAUUCACUUAUCUCUAUUACAGAGGCAUGUGCUACUUAUGUUUCUUUAUGGGGAUCUUAUCCUUCUGGUAUGCAAGGAUUACAACGUCAUAUUUAUAAUAUUUAUACAAAUCAUAAUAGUAUCUACGCUAUUUCUUUGGUUAAUUUUUACACAGCCGCUGCUUCUGUGUAUGAUAUUACAUUGGAUGAAUUAGAAGAAGAUUUAUCACUUAUUCGUGGAGAUGCGGUUUCACGGGGUAUUAUGCAUAUACCAUUAAGUGAAGGAUUUUCUCAUUUAAAUGAAAAAAGUAGUCUUUUUAUUAUAAAUGAUGAAUCUCCUGUUAAAAAAACAUUUCGUCUCUUAUCCUCUGGUUGUAGUGCCUUUUCUGGUAAUGAUUCUCUAUUAUUUCUACGAAGUGGACUUUUUCUCUUGCGUGCUUUACUUCCUGUUUAUAUUCAUCAACUUGGAGAACUCGAACGUUUAGCAGGAUGUAGUAUAAAAUCUCUUCUUCGUACGGUUUGUGGUACUAUUCUUUCAUCCUCUUUGGAUGAUACCAAUACGUUAGAAGCUAUGUAUGGUAUUAUUUCAAGAUAUCAUUAUCUUCUUGAUAAUCUUGGUUAUUUGGAUUAUACAUUAUUACUUCCUGAAUUUAUGAAAGGUGUGGGAUUAAAACGUGAAAUAACAGAAAUAGCUUCACUUCAAUUACGACUUUAUAACUCUUUCUUGGGGUUUAAACAUAAUUUCAUAUCUCCUGGAAAGGUAGUGGAAUCUUUAGCAUAUAUUGAACCUGGUGUUAUUUCUCGUUUCUCACUUGCUGUCCCAUUCUUUAUUCAAUGGUUAUCUAUCACACAAACACUACUUUCUGAAACCUCUGAAUCUUUAGCAUCAUUUUUAACAUUUGAGGAAUCCCAUAAUAAAUUAAUUCAUCGACUUUGUGAAGGUAUAUUUGUAAUUAUACGUGAAUUUCAAACUGGGAAUGUUUUUCUAGACUCUUAUUCCGCUGGUUCAUUAUUGGAAGAAAUGAUUCGUAUUCUCUCACUUGCAGUAUUAGAUGAUGAUCGUCAAGAUGUGUUAGCCACAUGUGUGAUUACCACCUAUGGAGAAGAUACACUCUCUGCAUGUUUUAUGCUUUAUAGUUUAAUCUUCGCACAUCAUGCUAAUACUUCUUUAGUGGAAUUAACAGCAAGACUCUUAGCGUAUGUGGUACAACACUCCCAAGAGAAAUUUUUUACUACUAUGCGUUUUCAUACUUCUACGGAAAUGAAACGAUAUUUAUUUGCUGGUAUACAUCGAUUACUACAACCCUCUAUCAAUUCAUCAUCCACAUUAACAACAACAACUACUACUACUACAGUAGCAACAACAACAACUGUAUCUACUACUACAACGCCGUUAACAUCUUCAUCUUCCUAUUCUUCUCUUAAUGUUAUACGAUUGGCAUCUCUUCGCUGUCUUCUUCAAUAUGACCCUGCAUCCUUUUAUUACUUUGUGGUUCCUGAAGAAGCAGAAAAGGGAGUAACUGAAAUUCCGCUUGUUGGGAUUCUGCGUAGUAUAGUGAAAUCGCCAGAUACCGUUAUACUUGAAAAGGCAGAAGCUUUGGAGUUGUUAAGAGCUCUUAAUGAUGUAAGUAUUCCUCUUGAAGAAGUAACAUCUUUACUCUCUCAUACCGAUGGUGGUCCUUCGUACUGUAAAGCUGCUUUUAUUGCAGCUAUAACCAAUUAUGUUUGUGGUAUAAUUUUUGAUGAAAUUCGUUUGGAGUCUGAGCAACAACAACAGAUGGGGAAGUCUGUGGAAAGACAAUCAAAACAACAACAACAACAACAACAACAACAAGCCCCACUUCGUAGUCCAAGUCGAAGUUGUUCUGUUCAAAGUGUGAAAAGUAAAGGAAUUGUAGUUCAUUCAAAAGCAAUACGUUUGAUAACUCGUGUAGGAUGUGAAGCUUUACUACAAUGUGCUGUAUUUUAUAGAAAUGCAGAAAGGGAACUUCGAUUAAUUGAUGUUCAUGAAAAUUCAAUGGUUUCUGAAUAUCAAGGAAAAAGAGAUUCUCAGAGAUAUCUUAUUUCUCAUUCUAGGUAUAAUACUUCCUCUGUUCUUUCUAAUACUAAUAACUAUGAUGCUAUUGAAAAUACAGAGAACGUAUAUAGUUGGGAUAUUAAAUUAUUUCCUAUCCUUGUUGGUAUUGGUUUUUUGGUUCCCCAAAUGGAAAAUAAUGCCCCUGUAAAUCGAAUGGCAUCUGUUUUGGAAUCUAUUAAUCGACUCACAGCUUCAUUAGAAGUAGUUUUAUGGACUGCUAAUAUGGAAAAAGAAGGAGGAUCUAUUGCUCCAAUGAUAUUAGAAGCAGUUUUAGAUGGUAUUACGAUGGUAGAACCUACAGUACCUUCUCUUCAUGGUCUUAUGUGGGAUUGUUUAAAUGGUUGGUUAUCACUUGCACGAGCUGCAGCUGAAGUACUUGCACAAUGUAUGGCUGACAGUGUACUCCCGGUAUCCACGGCUAAAUUAAAUCCAUUUUUUCAGAAUUUUGUAAAACUUUUAAAUUCUAAUCGUAGGAGUAUUACUGUCCUUUCUCAAGGAUUAGGAGUUUUAUCCGUAUUUCAGCCUUCCGAUUUAUUAGAUGAUGCGACAAUAAGACAAAUAUUUGAACUUAUUGAUGAUGUUUUAGAAAAAAAUAGAACUAUGACACCUUCAAAUAUGUUCUUUGUUUUUAUUUCAGAGAUAUGUGCAACUUAUAAUCGAUUUGGAGAUUUUUGUUCUUUAAAUUCGGCUUUAAAUACAAUGGAAAGUUUAUGGUCAUGUGCUUUAAAUGUGUCACAUAAAAUUUCAGCAACAGAUUGUUCGUGUGCACUUUCAGAUUUUUUUGAUCAUCUUAUAAAUGCUAUGAAUACUGUAUUAUUAAAAGCUGGAGAAGUAUCGAAUUAUUUCUCAGAAAAGCAAGUGAUGAACUUAGCUAGCGCUCUUGGUCAGUUUACUCAAUCAGCAUGCUAUGAUUCUGUUGCAAACUUGUAUAGACCACAAGCAUGGCAUCGAGGAUGGAUGUCAAUACUUCGUCUACUACAAACUUUAUUAGUAGUAUGUGGAAGUAAAGUUAAUAGAGGUGAAAACAAUUAUAAUAUUAAUAUGAUGAAUGGACUUCGUGAUGAAUUCACUUGGGCUAAAUUUGUUUCUACAUUAGCUUCAACAAGUCCACGAUUUCAAGAUGCUAUUUCUGGUUUUACUUUUCUUAACCCUACAGUGGAACCAAAACCGUUUUCAUGGGAAUUAGAAGAGAUGCAACUCUGUACCUCACUCCUUGAUAUCACAUCAAGUUUAGGUGUAUCUGUCUCUGCUGUUACUCCUCAUGUACGACGUUGUUUCUGCCGUCUUCGCCGUUAUCGUCUUCAGACAAUGGGAAUAGUGGAGGAACGUUGGUUAGAGUCUGUUCUGGUCCUAACUGUACGGCAUCAACUCUCCUUUCUCCUUCAGCAACAGUUACCUCCGGCCUGUGCUGCAGAUGAAGAGUCGGUUGUAGUUACGAUUGAGCGGUACAGUUCUGUAAAUCAUACAGAUUCUGAGGAACAGUUAUCCUUCGAUACCCUCCGAUCCUUUACAUUGCGGGAACUGAGUAUUAUUCGCCGUGGACGAUCUGACCCUACCACAUCUUUUUCAAACAGCACAAAUACCAAUAAUAGUAUUAGUAUUAAUAAUAAUAAUAAUAAUAAUAAUAAUAAUAAUAAUAAUAAUAAUAAUAAUACUACAAAUAUGAUGAAUACUCCUGCAUCUCUUCACUCUAGUUUCGCUACAGCAGAUAUUGGGAUAGAUAAUGAGGCGGGAGUGGGGCCACAUGCCGAUAAUGUUCAACUCGCUCUUCGUCUUUUUACUCGACAUGCAAGAUUCUAUCUACGCACUCGUUGUCUCACACUUUGGGAACGACGACAACUCGCGGUAGCGCUGGAAAAACUCCUUCACGCACUUAAUCGUCUAAUUCAUGAUGUACGUCGACUAGAGAAUGCAAAACUAACAUGGUUGGUGGAAAAUGUUCGGGAUGAAUUGCAGAGUUUGAUUGGGAAUCUUCAGUGUGGGUCCUAA